UUUAUUUACAAUACGCGCUGUAAAGGUAUAUGAAGAACAAACCUAUCUGGGUUGUUACAAGGCUGUCCAGUUGGUGGCGGUAACGAGCCGUUGCUUGUUUUUGUCUUGAAAACAAUAAAGACGAAGAAGCAGUCAAAUAAAGGCGGAAUACUGUGUCUGUAGACUGUAAUAGGUACAAGUUGCGCAGCUUGUUUGCCGUUGCAACCCAAGGCCGCCGUGAAAGGAAAGGCCACAUGGCGACUAGAAACCUGAGACGCACUGGCCUUUCAGACGAAAUAUGCGACAGACUCAAAAGACAACACAUAGAAAGUUGUAAGGAUUUGUUGUCCCUGACACCCAUCGAAGUGAUGCAUGCUGCAGGGUUAAGUUACCAGAAGGCCACAGUGCUGCUGCAGUCAGUGAGCAAAGCAGUCGCACCACCAGUCACCACGGCUCUUGAGAUCUGGAAUCAACACUCACAGUCCUGUUUUUCUACAUCUUUGCCUGCCCUGGAUAAACUACUGAGAGGAGGCUUGCCCUGUGGGACAAUAACAGAGGUGACGGGGCCGUCUGGAUGUGGGAAGACUCAGAUGUGCUUGAUGCUCAGUGUUUUCGCCACAAUGCCAAAGAGUGAGGGCGGCUUGGACAGCAGCGUGAUCUACAUAGACACAGAAGCAGCUUUCUCUGCUGAGAGGUUGCUGGAGAUUGCCCAGAGUCGAUUCCCAAAGUACUUCAACUGCAAGGAGAGAGUCCUGCAUAUGGCUGGCCGGGUGUUUGUCUUCAGGGAGCUCACUUGUGAUGAUGUUCUCCAGAGACUGGAGAGCCUAGAAGAAAACAUUAUCUCCACCAGAGCCGGCCUCAUUAUCUUGGACUCUGUAGCUUCAGUGGUGAGAAAGGAGUUUGACACCAAACUUCCUGGGAUCCUAAUGCAGCGCAGCAGUCUGCUGAGCCACGAGGCCUCUGUCCUCAAAUAUCUAGCUCACCAGUUCAACAUACCUGUGGUCCUGACCAACCAGAUCACAACUCAUUCAGGGGAUGGAGGAUCUGCUGGGUUUGUGACAGCGGCUCUGGGGAACACGUGGAGUCACAGCAUCAACACACGACUUGUUCUGCAGUAUGUAACCCCACAGCAGAGGCAGAUACUUAUUGCCAAGUCACCUGUGGCUCCAUAUGCUGUGCUGAACUACACUAUUCAGAAGCAGGGAUUCUGUAUAGAGGGAAACGACGGUCAGGAAGCAGCAUAUGGGGGCACAGACCCAGGCCUUCAGCCAAUCGCAGUCCGGACUGAAUUCAGCUACAACCUGGACAGACCCAACACUGCUACCACUGAUGUCACCAUAGACUUCACCGCUGGGAAAAACUCUGAUGAAGACAUUGGACCUGAGGAUGGAUCAGCCUGGUGCCAACCCUGACCUGUAUCUGCUGAGCUGCACCUCUAACACUGGCUGAUCCUAUCUGAUCGUGGUCAACUACAGCUGGAAGCUUCGUUUCUAUGUGUAUUUAUUUAUUUAUCUACUGCCUAAACAGCCUACAACUACUUAGUCCUGGUGACUUAGAUUUGGGUUCUCACCCUUCACAUCACUCAUCCACUGGGAUUUCUGGCAAAAAUCAAUAAAUGAGUUCCUAUGUAAAAUGUC
Molecule: messenger RNA, 1616 nt
Organism: Betta splendens (Siamese fighting fish)
Lineage: Eukaryota; Metazoa; Chordata; Actinopteri; Anabantiformes; Osphronemidae
Gene: rad51b
Product: RAD51 paralog B
Exons: 12
Coding region: 234-1391 (385 amino acids)
Biological process (GO): double-strand break repair via homologous recombination
Cellular component (GO): Rad51B-Rad51C-Rad51D-XRCC2 complex
Molecular function (GO): ATP-dependent DNA damage sensor activity; DNA binding; ATP hydrolysis activity
Source: RefSeq, a predicted model, not a curated record